AUGGAGGCGCGAAACGAGGCACUGAAACGAGGGAUGGUGGCGUUACAGCGGGAUGUAGAGGCACAGAGCAGCGCGCUGAAACAGGGGGUAACCGUGUUACAUCGGGAUGUGGAGGCGAACAUGCUGUCGUUUCAACGAGGGGCGGAGUUCUGGCGACGUGUAGUGCACCUGUACGGCAGUUACAAGCUUUGUCAGCUCCAGGUGGCAGUGAGUGGCCAAUCAGAGGAGGAGAAAUCUGCCACGUGGCAGAGGCAGCAUGAGAGGGGAGCCGAGAUGCUCUAUGCUCUCUGCACCGACAUGAAAGGAUUCUUCCUCAAGGCGGGUCAGUUCUUAGCCAAGCCAGACCUCUCCCCACCAGCGUGGGUGCGUCGCCUCUCUGCCCUCCACGACGCUGCUCCUGCCGACCCGCUCCCCCUCGUGCUCCAGACGAUUCAAGAGGAGCUGGGGGGGAUGGGAUGGAGGGAGGUGUGGGAGUGGGUGGAGGAGAAACCACUUGGGUCUGCAUCGAUUGCCCAAGUGCACAGAGGGAGGCUGAGAGGAGGGAAAGAGGUUGCUAUCAAGGAGCAACACACAGGAGCCGAGCCCCUCAUGCUCACAGACCUCGCCAACCUCAAGGCGUUUGCUGCCUUUCUGCAGAGCAUGGAGAUCAAAGCUCAGAGCACGCAGGCGCAGAGCCUCUCAUGCUCACAGACCUCGCCAACGAAAGCCUCUCCUGCCCUUUCCCCCACCCUCCUCGUUACACGUACUCACUUUCACUUUCAGGUGCAGCACGCAGGCGCAGAGCCUCUCAUGCUCACAGACCUCGCCAACCUCAAGGCGUUUGCUGCCUUUCUGCAGAGCACGGAGCUGAACCUGGACAUCACGGGAGCCCUGACCGAGCUGAGAGCUCAACGCGGGGAGCCUCUCAUGCUCACAGACCUCGCCAACCUCAAGGCGUUUGCUGCCUUUCUGCAGAGCACGGAGCUGAAUAUGGAUGUGAUGGGCGCUCUGAACGAGCUGGAGAAGCAGAGCACGGAGCUGAAUAUGGAUGUGAUGGGAGCUCUCAACGAGCUGGAGAAGCAGGUGGGUGUGGUUGGUGGGAGCAUUCGUGCAGAGUACGGAGCUCAAUAUGACCGUAACAGCAGCUCUGCCUCCUCUCCCUUUCCCUCUGACCAUUCAUACCUGCAGAUCCGGUAUGAGUUCGACUUCCGCAGGGAGGCUGCAGCCAUGGAUACCAUCCGAGCCUCGCUGGCAGCUGCUGCUGCUGCCGCUACGAGUUCUCCCCCUGCUGUUUCUGGUGCAGCCUCCCCGGUGGUGGUGCCUGCAUCUGUCCCCGGCCUCGUGACCAAGCGCCUGCUAGUGAUGGACUUAAUCAAGGGCUCUCCAAUCGUGAAGAUGGGAGAAGAGAUGCGAGCCAAGGGAGUCAACCCUAACGGCUUCCUUGCUACCAGAGCCAAGAGGGCUGGUUACCCAGCGGCUGCUAGUGAUGGAUCGGAUCGGAUCAAGGGCUCUCCGCUUGCCAGCAUGGAGGAAGAGAUGAGAGCCAAAGGAGCCAAACGGAGUCAGCCUGCGUCUGUCCCAGGGCUGCGCCUGCUCAUCAUGGAUCGGAUCAAGGGCUCUCCGAUUGUGAAGAUGGAGGAAGAGAUGCGAGCCAAGGGCGUCAACCCCAGCAGCUACCUUGCUACCCAGGCCAAGAGUGAUGGAUCGGAUCAAGGGCUCUCCGCUUGUGAUGGCAUGGAGGAGCACAUGAGAGCCAAGGGCGUCGACCCCAACAGCUUCCUUGCCACCAGAGCCAAGGGGGUGCGAGAAACUAGUUGUUCACCCCUUUACUGCUUCGGCGAUGCGCUAGUCCAGGGCCGGUUAGAGUUGAGCGCAAUGCGCUGA
This is a messenger RNA of Closterium sp. NIES-65, 1863 nucleotides long. The record is from the annotation of a GenBank genome assembly. Lineage: Eukaryota; Viridiplantae; Streptophyta; Zygnematophyceae; Desmidiales; Closteriaceae.